Molecule: messenger RNA, 2204 nt
Organism: Centropristis striata (black sea bass)
Lineage: Eukaryota; Metazoa; Chordata; Actinopteri; Perciformes; Serranidae
Product: V-type proton ATPase subunit d 1
Exons: 8
Coding region: 61-1113 (350 amino acids)
Biological process (GO): proton transmembrane transport; vacuolar acidification; vacuolar transport
Cellular component (GO): plasma membrane proton-transporting V-type ATPase complex; vacuolar proton-transporting V-type ATPase complex; early endosome
Molecular function (GO): proton-transporting ATPase activity, rotational mechanism
Source: RefSeq, a predicted model, not a curated record
GCAGCCGGACUGACGGUUCUCCUCCUGCCGCAGAGAGAGACGAUCUGACGGUCAGACAGGAUGCCUUUCUCCGAGCUGUAUUUUAACGUGGAUAACGGCUACCUGGAGGGGCUGGUCAGAGGGUUUAAGGCUGGAAUAUUAUCCCAGGCGGAUUAUCUAAACCUGGUUCAGUGUGAGACUCUGGAAGAUCUGAAGCUCCAUCUGCAGAGCACAGACUAUGGCAGCUUCCUGGCAAACGAGGCUUCUCCUCUCACUGUGUCUGUCAUUGAUGACAAGCUGAAGGAGAAGAUGGUGGUGGAGUUUCGCCACAUGAGGAACCAGUCGUAUGAGCCGCUGGCUAGCUUCAUGGACUUCAUCACGUACAGCUAUAUGAUUGAUAACGUCAUCCUGCUGAUCACGGGCACCCUCCACCAGCGGGCCAUCUCUGAGCUUGUGCCAAAGUGUCACCCGCUGGGCAGCUUCGAGCAGAUGGAAGCGGUCAACAUCGCCCAGACCCCCGCCGAACUUUACAACGCCAUCCUGGUGGACACGCCCCUCGCUGCUUUCUUCCAGGACUGCAUAUCUGAACAGGACUUGGAUGAGAUGAACAUUGAAAUUAUUCGUAACACACUUUACAAGGCUUACCUGGAGGCUUUUUAUAAAUUUUGCUCAAACCUUGGAGGCACCACAGCCGACACCAUGUGUCCCAUUCUGGAGUUCGAGGCCGACAGGAGAGCAUUCAUCAUCACCAUCAACUCGUUCGGCACGGAGCUGUCCAAGGAAGACCGUGCCAAGCUCUUCCCCCACUGCGGCAAGCUUUACCCAGAAGGCCUUGCUCAGCUGGCCCGGGCAGAUGACUACGAGCAGGUCAAGGCCGUCGCUGAUUUCUAUCCGGAGUACAAGCUGCUGUUUGAAGGUGCUGGAAGCAACCCAGGAGACAAAACACUGGAGGACCGCUUCUUCGAGCACGAGGUGAAGCUGAACAAGCUGGCCUUCCUCAACCAGUUCCACUUCAGUGUCUUCUACGCGUACGUCAAGCUGAAGGAGCAGGAGUGCAGGAACAUCGUAUGGAUCGCUGAGUGCAUCGCCCAGCGGCACCGCGCCAAGAUCGACAACUACAUUCCUAUCUUUUAAUCCUCUCCUCCUCCUCCUUCUUCUUCCUAUCAUCAUUUCAUUCAUGUCUUGGAUGGUGUGUCUCCAGUCCCACCUCGGUGAUAAAGAUUCUGAUGGUUUGAUGCUACAUUUUCUGCAUUCUUCACUCACAGGUGUAAAUUGAUUCUGGGCAUCUGAAUUCCCUGUGAGUUGCAGCCAGGCUCAUUACUGCUUACAAUGUAUAAUACAUAAUCAACUUAAAUACAGAGUUUUUAGCUGUAAAGAAUCACGUGAGCCUGGUCACACAAAGGUGGUUGGUGCUUGAUUUAAUCAGCUCAGCAGAUAAAGGAGGCAACUUAUUUGACUUUCAAACACUCUCAUCUGAUUGUCUAAACUUUCUGACACACAGUGUGUUGUUGUUUUUUGAGGCACGUCCUGUCCACCUGACAUAUCUACUGACAAAUUACACCAGGAGAAGCAUUUGCAAUCUACUCUGUUCAGGAAUUAACUCUCCAGCCACCAGGGGAAAAGAUUUAUUUUAUCGUAAAUACACCAAACGACAGCCAUCUUUUUCAAAUCAUGUUAAUCUCCAGGCUCAUCAAACACGGGUGCAGUGUAGUAAAAAGUUACCAUCCCGAAUCUGAAGUUAACACUACCGCAGAGCUUCAGCCAGCCAUGAAAACAUUCCUCUGCUUAGCGUCAGUCCACCAGGUUCUCUAUAACCUGUAUUUAUUUCUGUUUUAGUGCUAGGUUUUGUCAGCAUGUCUGGUCAUUUACUGUGGUUUUCCCCCAAAACUUAAGAGUGAAACGUGUGAGCCCCCCCACCUGAUUUGCUGUCUUAACUAGAUCGUUGUUAGAUAUUAAAAAGCAGCUGAACAGGAGCUUCCAGUCCUCGCCGUUCCUGUUCCCAUGUGAGUUUCUGUAAAUGAACGUUCUGCAAUGAGGCAAAAAUCUUGUGAGUAUAUGACAGACUUAAUGUUUAAACUAUACAAAGAUAUAUAGAUAUUUAAAGAUGACGAUAUGAUUUUGUUUUUUCAUGCUGUAAAAAUUGAUUUAUUUCUGUUUUGAUCUGUUUCUUACUUGUGAAAUGUGUUCUGUAAAUGUGACAAAAAAUAAAUAGACUAAACUACUAA